AGAUGUACAAAGUAGUAGUAUAUUCUAGUCCCGCGACGAGUUGCAAACAGGGGAGUUGAUUACAUUAUCGAUACUAUCGUAAAAAUAAAGGAUCUACCAUGAAAGUAGACUUUCGUUUCCAGCGGUUUACGCAACAACACAGUUUGAAAAGCCGGAUUAUUCUUUAUUUUCUUUACAAACGAUGUUCAACAGUAGCUGUUCUCUCGGUAAUUGUAGUGUCGUUAUAUUUCACCAUUGCAAACCUCUCCCUGAUAGUUACUGGAGGAAGUGCAAAUUCACAAGUUUCCCUUGCCUUGAGGGAAGCUUCUUACGAGGAUCUCAAGCCAGUUGUAAGUUUCUCCAAUCUCACAUGGUCGGAGAGAAGUGUCAUAUUCAAUCGCAUUGAAAGAACAGGUAGUCGAACACUUUUAACAAUAGCAGAGAAGCUGUCUAAAAAAUAUAAUUACACAGUACAAACUAGAGAUGCCUGGGCAAUGAAAUACAUGGGAUUGGGAGAGCAGAAAGCGUUGGUACAUACCGUUAACGCAGUGAAGACACCGUUUAUUUAUGACCAAUCUGUCCACUAUAUACACUUCCCAAGAUACGGCUCCAAGCAGCCAUUUUGGAUUAGCCUCGUUCGCGACCCUCUUAGGCGGAUCAUAUCGCUCUAUUACUAUAAACGUUACGGUGACGUAGGAACCAGGCCGAACGCCUCGCAGCCCACAGCCGGGAAACCCAGUUUCGAUGACUGUGUGUUGAAAAACCAACCUGAAUGUAGCCUAAAGAAUGUAUUCCGCGUCAUCCCGUAUUUCUGUGGACAAAGUGCAGGAUGCCGUGUUCCCAACAAAUGGGCUCUUGAGACAGCCAAGAAAAAUGUGGAAGAAAAUUUCAAGUUUGUUGGCGUGUUGGAAGAACUGAAUACAACAUUUCAAGUUUUGGAAGUCCUUCUCCCACAAUUUUUUCACGGAGCACCAAGGGUUCACAAAUCUAUUAUAAGUUCUGGUGUUGUGGAUCACUUCAAAUCGUUUCCAGGACAACCGCCAUCAGAACAGGCACUUACGAAGAUGAAAGGACGUUUGGCGCUAGAAUACGAAUUCUAUGAAUUUGUGAAAGAAAAAAUGACCAAAAUGAAAAAUGAUCUUGGAAUAAAAUAACUCACAGAUUGGGUCAUGUAUUAGUAAUACAAUUUUUAAUGAACAUUUACCCCACUAGGGGGUGGGGUAUAUCACUAGCAUACAAAUCGAUACUAUAAUCUACUAUACCAUACCUACCGUAUCAAAAA
This is a messenger RNA of Saccoglossus kowalevskii, 1261 nucleotides long. RefSeq names its product uronyl 2-sulfotransferase-like. Gene Ontology annotation, molecular function: sulfotransferase activity. Lineage: Eukaryota; Metazoa; Hemichordata; Enteropneusta; Harrimaniidae. Gene Ontology annotation, cellular component: membrane. The record is from RefSeq and is a predicted model, not a curated record.